ACCAUGGUGGACCCGGUGGGCUUCGCCGAGGCGUGGAAGGCGCAGUUCCCGGACUCGGAGCCGCCGCGCAUGGAGCUGCGCUCGGUGGGCGACAUAGAGCAGGAGUUGGAGCGCUGCAAGGCCUCCAUCCGGCGCCUGGAGCAGGAGGUGAACCAGGAGCGCUUCCGCAUGAUCUACCUGCAGACGCUGCUGGCCAAGGAGAAGAAGAGCUACGACCGACAGCGCUGGGGCUUCCGGCGCGCGGCGCAGCCCCACGACGGCGCCGCCGAGCCCCGCGCGCCGCGCCCCCAGCCCGCGCCAGCCGACUGCACCGACCCGCCGCCCGCCGACGAGCCCGAGGCCCGGCUCGACGGGGAGGGCUCCCCGGGCAAGGCCAGGCCCGCGGCCACGCGUAGGCCCGGGGCCGCUGCUCCCGCGGACCGCGACGACCGCGGGCCCCCCACCAGCGUGGCGGCCCUGCGUUCCAAUUUCGAGAGGAUCCGCAAGGGCCCCGUCCAGCCGGCGGCGGCGGACGCCGAGAAGCCCUUCUACGUGAACGUCGAGUUCCACCACGAGCGCGGCCUGGUGAAGGUCAACGACAAAGACGUGUCGGACCGCAUAAGCUCCCUGGGCAGCCAGGCCAUGCAGAUGGAGCGCAAGAAGUCCCAGCAGGGCGCGGGGCCCGGCCCUGGGGACCCGCCCAGGCCCUCCUACCGCGGACGCCUCUCCGAGAGCAGCUGCGGCCUCGACGGCGACUUUGAGGACGCGGAGCUGAACCCGCGUUUCCUGAAGGACAACUUGAUCAACGCCAAUGGCGGCGGCAGGCCCCCCUGGCCGCCGCUGGAGUACCAGCCCUACCAGAGCAUCUAUGUCGGGGGCAUGAUGGUGGAAGGGGAGGGCAAGGGCUCGCUCCAGCGCAGCCAGAGCACCUCGGAGCAGGAGAAGCGCCUUACCUGGCCCCGGAGGUCCUACUCCCCUCGGAGCUUUGAGGACAGCGGAGGCGGCUAUACCCCGGACUGCAGCUCCAACGAGAACCUCACGUCCAGCGAGGAGGACUUCUCCUCCGGCCAGUCCAGCCGCGUGUCCCCGAGCCCCACCACCUACCGCACGUUCCGGGACAAGAGCCGCUCACCAUCGCAGAACUCCCAGCAAUCCUUCGACAGCAGCAGUCCCCCCACACCCCAGUGCCAGAAGCGGCACCGGCAGGGCCCGGUGGUCGUGUCCGAGGCCACCAUCGUGGGCGUCCGCAAGACGGGGCAGAUCUGGCCCAGCGAUGGGGACAGCUUGUCCAGCAGGCUGCUUCAAGACGGCACCUUCCAUGGAGACGCAGAUGCACCAUUUGGGACGCCGCCGGGGUACGGCUGUGCCACUGACCGGGCCGAGGAGCAGCGCCGGCACCAGGACGGGCUGCCCUACGUGGAUGACUCACCCUCCUCCUCGCCCCAUCUCAGCAGCAAGGGCAGGGGCAGCCGGGAUGCACCGGAGUCCACCAAAGUGAGUGAGCUGGACUUGGAAAAGGGCUCGGAGAUGAGGAAAUGGGUCCUGUCUGGAAUCCUGGCUAGCGAGGAGACUUACCUGAGCCACCUGGAGGCGCUGUUGCUGCCCAUGAAACCUUUGAAGGCUGCUGCCACCACCUCUCAGCCGGUGCUGACGAGCCAGCAGAUCGAGACCAUCUUCUUCAAAGUGCCUGAGCUCUAUGAGAUCCACAAGGAGUUCUACGAUGGGCUUCUCCCCCGCCUGCAGCAGUGGAGCCACCAGCAGCGCGUGGGCGACCUCUUCCAGAAGCUGGCCAGCCAGCUGGGUGUGUACCGGGCCUUUGUGGACAACUAUGGAGUUGCCAUGGAAACGGCUGAGAAGUGCUGUCAGGCCAACGCUCAGUUUGCAGAAAUCUCUGAGAACCUGAGAGCCAGAAGCAGCAAAGAUGCCAAGGACCAAACGACCAAGAACUCUCUGGAGACCCUGCUCUACAAGCCUGUGGACCGGGUCACGAGGAGCACACUGGUCCUGCAUGACUUGCUGAAACACACCCCCUCUGGCCACCCCGACCACCUGCUGCUGCAAGAUGCUCUCCGCAUCUCGCAGAACUUCCUGUCCAGCAUUAACGAGGAGAUCACGCCCCGCCGGCAGUCCAUGACCGUGAAGAAGGGAGAGCACCGGCAGCUGCUGAAGGACAGCUUCAUGGUGGAGCUGGUGGAGGGGGCCCGCAAGCUGCGGCAUGUCUUCCUCUUCACUGACCUGCUCCUGUGCACCAAGCUCAAGAAGCAGAGCGGAGGCAAAACCCAGCAAUACGACUGCAAAUGGUAUAUCCCGCUCACGGAUCUCAGCUUCCAGACAGUAGACGACUCGGAGGCUGCACCCAACAUCCCCCUGGUGCUGGAUGAGGAGCUGGAUGCCAUGAAGAUCAAGAUCUCCCAGAUCAAGAGUGACAUCCAGAGAGAGAAGAGAGCGAACAAGGGCAGCAAGGCCAUGGAGAGGCUGAGGAAGAAGCUCUCGGAGCAGGAGUCGCUGCUCUUGCUCAUGUCCCCCAGCAUGGCCUUCCGCGUGCACAGCCGCAACGGCAAGAGUUACACGUUCCUGAUCUCAUCUGACUAUGAGCGGGCCGAGUGGAGGGAGAACAUCCGGGAGCAGCAGAAGAAAUGUUUCAAGAGUUUCUCCCUGACGUCCGUGGAGCUGCAGAUGCUGACCAACUCGUGCGUCAAGCUUCAGACCGUUCACAGCAUCCCACUGACCAUCAACAAAGAAGGAGGAUGGACCCUCACCUCUCUGGUCUCUCGCACAGAUGAUGAAUCUCCCGGGCUCUACGGGUUCCUGAAUGUCAUCGUCCACUCCGCCACUGGCUUUAAGCAGAGUUCUAGUCUGUACUGCACCCUGGAGGUGGAUUCCUUUGGCUACUUUGUAAAUAAAGCCAAGACACGCGUCUAUAGGGACACGGCUGAGCCCAACUGGAAUGAGUUAACUCGGGGCUUUCCUUCUCUCUCGGGGCCACAGGAGUUUGAGAUUGAGCUGGAAGGCUCACAGACCUUGAGGAUACUGUGCUACGAGAAGUGUUACAACAAAAGCAAGAUCACCAAGGAGGACGGCGAGAGUGCGGACAGGAUCAUGGGGAAGGGCCAGGUGCAGCUGGACCCCCAGGCCCUGCAGGACAGAGACUGGCAGCGGACCAUCAUCGCCAUGAAUGGGAUUGAAGUGAAGCUGUCAGUCAAGUUCACCAGCAGAGAGUUCAGCUUGAAGAGGAUGCCUUCCCGAAAACAGACAGGCGUCUUCGGAGUCAAGAUCGCCGUGGUUACCAAGAGGGAGCGUUCCAAGGUGCCCUACAUCGUGCGCCAGUGCGUGGAGGAGAUCGAACGCCGGGGCAUGGAGGAAGUGGGCAUCUACCGUGUGUCCGGAGUGGCCACCGACAUCCAGGCACUGAAGGCGGCUUUUGACGUCAACAACAAGGACGUGUCGGUGAUGAUGAGCGAGAUGGAUGUGAACGCCAUUGCCGGGACACUGAAGCUCUACUUCCGAGAGCUGCCUGAGCCCCUCUUUACCGACGAGUUCUACCCCAACUUCGCCGAGGGCAUCGCUCUCUCAGACCCCGUGGCAAAGGAGAGCUGCAUGCUUAACCUGCUGCUGUCACUCCCGGAGGCCAACCUGCUGACAUUCCUCUUCCUUCUGGACCACCUGAAAAGGGUGGCAGAAAAGGAGACAGUGAACAAGAUGUCCCUGCACAACCUCGCCACGGUGUUCGGCCCCACACUGCUCCGGCCCUCAGACAAGGAGAGCAAGCUCCCCGCCAACCCCAGCCAACCCAUCUCCAUGACCGACAGCUGGUCCCUGGAGGUCAUGUCCCAGGUCCAGGUGCUGCUGUACUUCCUGCAACUGGAGGCCAUUCCUGCCCCAGACAGCAAGAGACAGAGCAUCCUCUUCUCCACCGAAGUCUAAAGGCCCAACUCCACCUCCAAGAUGCCGGCAGAACGGCCUGGGAACCUCCUAGGGAAACGGGCUAUCCACAGAGCGGGAACCGAAACUUCUAGAGGAGUCAUUAGGCCAACCCCCAGGGCCAGGCUGCUGCCAAGAGACAGCUACCCAAGGCAAAAGGCCAAGUGGCCUGGGCAGUUCCAGGCCCCCCUCUGGUGGGGCCUGAGAAUUCUGGGCUGGCCUCAGACUGUGGUUUUCUACGCCGCCACCAGAGGGCGCCCCAAGCCAGCCC
Molecule: messenger RNA, 4171 nt
Organism: Kogia breviceps (pygmy sperm whale)
Lineage: Eukaryota; Metazoa; Chordata; Mammalia; Artiodactyla; Physeteridae
Source: RefSeq, a predicted model, not a curated record